Molecule: messenger RNA, 3287 nt
Organism: Brienomyrus brachyistius
Lineage: Eukaryota; Metazoa; Chordata; Actinopteri; Osteoglossiformes; Mormyridae
Product: rho-related GTP-binding protein RhoG-like
Exons: 2
Coding region: 590-1270 (226 amino acids)
Biological process (GO): small GTPase-mediated signal transduction; cortical cytoskeleton organization; regulation of cell shape
Cellular component (GO): cytoplasmic vesicle; cell projection; cytoskeleton
Molecular function (GO): protein kinase binding; GTP binding; GTPase activity
Source: RefSeq, a predicted model, not a curated record
UUUUAAGGUAGAUCAGUAUGUUGUGUUUCAGAUGGUCACUGUGUGAUUGUAAGUCCUGUAGCAAGAGGGAAAGGAUGUCUGAUUUUUAUACUGAAACUAAUAUUAUAAGUAACAACAGAGAUUUAGCAAGGAAGUGACUGCCUUGAGUUAUCACACAAAGCCUAAUAUCUUAUUGCUUAUUUAAUAAAAAUAAGUAACAUUUAUUUCCUCUGCUGCUGGUAACAAUGCAUAUUUGGGUUUUGGUUAUUUAUAAUUAAUCUGCUUAUUCAAGUUUUUACCUUUUAGCACUUGAUAGUGUCUGAAAUUUGAUAAGAAUAAAAGUAGGCUGUUUUAAUAUGGCUGUUAAAUGAUGUUUAAAUUGGCUUGGUUUGUCCAAAUUGACCUAGAGCUCAGGUAAAUUAUGAUGAGUCUGUUGCAAUUAAUAGCUCACAGAAAUACUUAGUGUUAAUUGUAAAUUAAGAUUUGCUCAUUGUUGCUACUUUUUGUAUUGAAGGGGGCCUGUUAUGCUAAUUUUCACUGUUCACUAUUUUUGGGGUCUGCUAGAAUAGAUUCUAAUGCUACAAUAUUAGAGCUUUAAGCCCCACCCCCGAUGAGUCCAUUGUGCUCUUAUUGGUCAUCUUGCCUUACGCGUCAUGCCCUUGCAGUCUGCAGACAGGUCCUUUCAGGUGCUACAGUCUGUGUGAAUGAGGGGAGAAUGCAAACUAUAAAGUGUGUGGUGGUGGGAGAUGGUGCGGUUGGCAAGACCUGCCUCCUGAUCUCCUACACGACCAACGCCUUCCCGGAGGAGUACAUCCCCACCGUGUUCGACAAUUACAGUGCUCAGAUGAGCGUGGACGGCCGUACGGUCAGCCUCAACUUGUGGGACACGGCGGGCCAGGAGGAGUACGAUCGUCUGCGCACGCUCUCCUACCCUCAGACCAACGUCUUCAUCAUCUGCUUCUCCAUCGGCAGCCCGUCAUCGCAUGCCAAUGUGCGGCACAAGUGGCACCCGGAGGUGUCGCACCACUGCCCUGGUGUGCCCAUCCUGCUGGUGGGCACCAAGAAAGAUCUGCGCACUGACGGCGACACGGUGAAGAAACUGAGGGAGCAGGGCCUGGCAGCUACCACCGGCCAGCAGGGCAGCUCGCUGGCAAAGCAGAUUGGCGCCAUUAAGUACCUGGAGUGUUCGGCGCUGCUGCAGGAAGGCGUGCGGGAGGUGUUCAUGGAAGCUGUGCGUGCUGUGCUCUAUCCCUCCAACAAGAAGAAUGCCAAGAAGUGUGUGCUUUUGUAGUGUCAGUGGGGAGGAAGAGCUCCAGAGAAGAGCUCCAGAAUGAGGACAGCACAGGCUUCCAAGCUCCUACCCAUAUUUUUUAUUUUUGUUCCCAGUUUUCUUGAACAUCCUUGUUUGACUUCAACUGAUGCCAAAGUGAAAUUGAAAACAUCCCCCAUCUCAGUUCGUGGAGUUCGGUUCCUUUUUUUUCUUUUUUUAAAGCUUCUGCCAACAGAUUAUCUCUCUUAAAUGCAUCUUUAUUUUUACUGUUUCAUGUCUUUUAGCUUUUGGCUUUUUAAGCAUGGUGGUCUUAUCAGAGGAGGGAGACGGAUGAAUUUUUUUACAGAGAAGUAACGCUGCAGCAAAGAUGCCAAAAAAGGAUUUCCUCCAUUAAGAGCGUGUUGCCGCUCCAACCCACGCCUUUGGCCCACAGACUGCAGCAUAGCUUGGGCCGAGGGAGCAGAGGGGCCCCUCACAAACACUGAUUUUAAUGGACCUGCGCUAUCCUGUUAAUUAUGUGCCAUAGAAGAACAUGUUCAUUGUCACCACUUAACACUCCUCCCAGUUUGGAUCAGUGGUCCAACUCUUCUUGUCUGCAGGAAUCCAAAAAUCAGCCCAGCCUAAAUUAGUUCUGAUUGGUCUCUUUCCCAUUGUGCUACUGUCUCAGCAAAAGGUGAUCACAAGCUGUAGACUUUCUGAUUUGACGUAGCUAACGAUGUGCAUGUUAUGGCAUUGGAUUUCUUUUUACGUCCUCCGGUUAACAUUUCAAUUGAUAAAGUCUUUCCAAAAUUUUAUAUUGACUCAUGGACGUUGGACAAGGACUUUGUGUAUGACUGCCUUUGAAUCAGUACUGCCUAGUUCAAAUCAAAGCUGGUCACCAAGAAAUAGGUUUUAAAUGCAACAAAUAUCCUCUUCCUUUCAGUACCAGUUAACCGCAAAAAUGUUCUCUGUGCCUUUGGGUUUAUGGUAGCUGAUAAUUGCAUAUGGCUGUUUUUUCGUUUAUCUGUUUAUACCUAUUUGGGUUUGUUCACAAUCAGGGUGAUUCCUAUUUUUCAAAUCAAUAUAUUUGUACUUCGUGUCCUGUUCACUUCAUUGAAACAUUUUGUACAUGUUUUCAAUUUUAGAUAUAAAGCAGAACCAAACUUUUAAGUGUGUGAAUGUGUGAUGGUCGUCUGGCUUGGUCAUUGUGAUUGGUUGUUUCAUUGUGUAUGUGUCUUUUCCUUUUUUGUGGGUGAAUAAGGUGACGUGUUUGACUGCAUCAAACAGCUUAAAGUCUUCAUUGAAUUCAGGAGACCUAAACCGCCUUUCGUGAACUAAGCUGAGAAGCUCAGCAGUCAUAACUGCAGUAAAACUCCACUUCCAGUAUAUCUGCAAGUGCCUUCUAAAUGCACCACAAUGGGGUGAGGAAGCACCAGAAAACAAGACCAUCAUCAGUUGAUUUAACUAUGACAUUAGAUUGAGAAGGUUUGUGAAAUGAAUUAUCUGGCCAACAAUGGCAAAUGAACCCAGUAACUAAGGGUUCAGUAGAUAACUGGAAUGACUAUAAUGGAAUUAAACUACCGGACAGCCAGGAAAACGAUGGAAAGUUUGUGAGGACUCUGUCGAUAUUGGAACAAAUUAAGUUCAUUUUGCUCCUAAGUUUAUUUCAGGUUUCUUUUAGAAACUUCUAAGAGUUAGGCUGUCAGUGUUGGUGAUGGCUGCUGCUUUAUGCUGAGUGGAUGAAUAUGUAGAGACUGCUAAUCUGUGAAUGCAACUUUCCUGGAACUGCCCGCGUAGUGGGGUGUAAGUGCAUGGAGAGGGUAAUGGGGUCUUUGACAUCACUGCUGUAUGCUGUCAAAGCGAAAGCGUCGACUGAGCCACACGCGCAGUGCCUCCUUACAGCAUGCCACAGCGUGUGGUACUACAGCGUGUGCUACUACACCGUUACACUGGGAAUUUAUGUUUUAUACAUUUUUUUAAAGAAACAAAAGUUUUGUAUAAAUAACUAACAUUGAAAAUGAUUUUUAUAAAUUAUGCCUAAUAAAAUGGUCACUUUAAA